AAUAAAAAGAAGACACAGCUGCUGGUAAUUCAUUCAUUUCAGAGGCAACAAUGGAAGGAGCUCAACAAGGAAAACAAGCAGAGAAAAGCACAAAAGAAGCUGAAGAUGUGAAACUCCCAACAGAAACCAGCCCUUAUGUUCAGCAUGACAACAUAGAAGAGUACAAGUCCCAAGCAUAUGGUGUCCAAGGCCACAAAACCCCUGUAGACCGGCCACACCACGGCGGCGGCACUGAUGCUCCUACACUCUCCGGCAGUGGCCUUACCCAGGCUCAGACUAAUGUUGUGGAUGCCAUCAAUCGCCAGGGUGUUCCUUAAUCAUCUCCGUUAGAAAUAAACGGAUCUCUUUAUGUU
Molecule: messenger RNA, 353 nt
Organism: Dioscorea cayenensis subsp. rotundata (Guinea yam)
Lineage: Eukaryota; Viridiplantae; Streptophyta; Magnoliopsida; Dioscoreales; Dioscoreaceae
Exons: 1
Coding region: 51-317 (88 amino acids)
Source: RefSeq, a predicted model, not a curated record